AUGUCGACAUCGAUACACUUGUCGAGGUUCCGGAAAUGGCUCCUUGCUUCGCCGCCAAUCGAGUUUGCCAUUGGCCAACUCCGGGACCUCUUGGUUGGAGCAAUCCGUCAGGGUCCAGUUCCACAACAUAUUGCCUUUGUCAUGGAUGGUAACCGGAGAUUUGCCCGAACGCACGGGAUUGAAACCGUAGAAGGACACAACAUGGGGUUUGAGGCUUUGGCAAGGAUUCUCGAAGUCUGUUACAAGAGUGGCGUCAAAGUGGUUACAAUCUACGCCUUCAGCAUCGAAAACUUCAAACGCUCCAAAUUCGAGGUGGAUGCAUUGAUGGAGAUGGCCAGGGUGAAGUUGUCGCAGAUGGCUCAGCACGGUGAGAUUCUGGAUCGCUACGGGGCCAAGGUGCGGAUAUUGGGUCGGCUGGACUUGCUCAGGCCGGAUGUUCUUGCUGCAGUGAACCGGGCCGUCGAAAUGACCAGUAACAACGGUGACUGCGUAUUGAACAUCUGUUUCCCGUACACAUCGCGCGAUGAGAUUACCACGGCUGUUCGAGAUACCGUGGCUGAUCUCGUCUUUAUGUCCCCCGAGACGAUCACGCGUCAGACGUUGUCAGAACAUCUAUUCACCCAUGACAAUCCUCCUUUAGAUCUGCUGGUCCGGACAUCUGGAGUUGAGCGCUUGAGUGACUUCAUGCUUUGGCAAUGCCACGAGGAUACGGAGAUCGUCUUCCUUGAUGUCCUGUGGCCGGACUUUGACCUUUGGCAGUUCCUGCCCGUGAUGCUGAGAUGGCAGCGUCGAAUCUCCAAGUCAAAGAAGAACCCGGAUGCAGAGGGGAACUUCGACGGCGAAACAUCUGACUCUGCGGAGGAAACUAAUGGCAAGGUUAAAGAUCUGUAG
Messenger RNA from Aspergillus niger, 891 nucleotides. RefSeq lists its product as uncharacterized. Gene Ontology annotation, molecular function: ditrans,polycis-polyprenyl diphosphate synthase [(2E,6E)-farnesyl diphosphate specific] activity. The transcript is spliced from 3 exons. NCBI's taxonomy places the organism in Eukaryota, Fungi, Ascomycota, Eurotiomycetes, Eurotiales, Aspergillaceae. Gene Ontology annotation, cellular component: endoplasmic reticulum; membrane; lipid droplet. The coding region runs from base 1 to 891 and encodes 296 amino acids. The record is from RefSeq and is a predicted model, not a curated record.